Xenia sp. Carnegie-2017 is the source of this 3412-nucleotide messenger RNA. Its product is annotated as vacuolar protein sorting-associated protein 18 homolog. Gene Ontology annotation, molecular function: protein-macromolecule adaptor activity. The transcript has 28 exons. The coding region runs from base 271 to 3246 and encodes 991 amino acids. The record is from RefSeq and is a predicted model, not a curated record. Gene Ontology annotation, cellular component: endosome; HOPS complex. Lineage: Eukaryota; Metazoa; Cnidaria; Anthozoa; Malacalcyonacea; Xeniidae. Gene Ontology annotation, biological process: endosome to lysosome transport; endosome organization; lysosome organization.
AAAAUACCGGAAGUCACAAGUUCUCUGUUCUCAGACACUUUGGACAGUUGGAUUCAAGGACACGAGAAUAAAGAAUGUCAAGAGGAGUGUGUCAGUGUGGUCUUUGUUCACUGUUGGCUGCCAAAUCCACUUAGUAAUCAAAGUCCACCUCAUGAAACUAAAUAGACAAGCAUUAAACCAAUUCAUUCUCGGAAAGUCUGAACAAUUUCUGAAAAAUUUGGGUUGUACCAACACCUGUGGUUAUCUUUACGUCUGGUGCGGGUACGGUUCAUGGUGCGGGCAAAUAGUCCUGAAAAAACCAAGAUGGCCUCUAUUUUAGAGCAAUACGAAAGUGAGCUCAAAAGCAGUGGAAAUAUCCCGUCAAAUAGGCAAAUUUUGAGUGAUGAACCGAUUGCAACUGGCUAUGUGGAUUUCACAGAUGAUGCACCGAUGUUUCGUAGGGAAAAAAAAAAUUUCAGACCUCCUGCAAAAAUCAUAGAUAUAUCAGUGUGCAACUCAACUGUCAUCAUUGCUUUGAGUUAUUCUGUGAUGAGACUAAAUCUUGUCAACACUGAUAAAAUUGAAGGUAAAGAUAGAAGUGUCCAAGCGGAGGAUGUUGUGUAUAAAAUAUUCCAGGACCCUACUGCUAGACAUAUCAUAAUUUGUUUACAAUCUUUUGAAUCCCUUUACCUUGCAAGGACAAGCAAGAAAGUAAAACCCAUUUCAAAAUUAAAGGGUCAUCUUAUUGAGGCUGUGGCAUGGAACAAAACGAGACUGAAUGAGACUACUACACAAGCAAUUUUGAUUGGAACUAGAAAAGGAUUGAUUUUUGAAACUGAAUUGGACAAUGAGGAGAAGUUCUUUCAGGCUGCUUUCGAGAAAUAUUGUAGACAGCUGCACAAUAUCAAUAGUGGAGUGAACAGAGCUGAACCAAUUACUGGAAUGGUGUUUGAGAAAUUUCCAAGAUCAGAUCGAACUUUUGUUGUGAUGGUUACAACGUACAGCCGAUUGUACCAUUUUAUUGGUGAAGUUUCAUUGUCCGAGCCGCCCUUAUUUGUUCCAUUGUUUUCUCAAUUUGAAACAAGUCCUGCAAGUUUCAUUGAACUACCAUCUGAAAACCUAUUGAGGAGUCAAUUAGCUUUGUAUAAUGCAAAAGCAAGAGGGACACCAUCAUCAUUUGCAUGGUUGACUGGUCCUGGUGCCUACUGUGGAGGACUAAAUUUUGACUCAUUACAGGGUAACAACACUAGCAUUAUAUCAAACGCAAGGCUUUUACCUUACGUCACAGCUGAUGGAGAAAGUUCCAGUCCUCCGUUGGCGCUUGCUCUGACUGAAUUUCAUGUUUUACUUUUGUAUAAAGAUAGGUUUGAAGCCGUGUGCUUAUUGAAUGAUCAAAUUGUUUUUCAAGAUUUACUCCCUGAAAGAUUUGGGGAAAUGCGAGGAAUGGUAACCGAUCCAGUAAAGAAGACAAUAUGGAUUUUUUCAGUCAAUGCCAUCUUUGAAUACCACAUUAACAAAGAAACAAGACAUGUUUGGAAAUUAUACUUGGAAAAGGGGAUGUUCCAAGAAGCUGAAGAAUAUGCCAAGGACAAUCCUUUGCAUAUUGAUGAAGUAUUAAGAAAGAAAGCAGAGAACUUCUUUAAUGAAAAACAAUACCGCCCUUCUGCAGCAACGUACGCCUUAACUCAAGCAUCUUUUGAAGAAGUUACUUUGAAGUUUAUUCAAGUACCUGAAUCGGAUUCGUUGAAAGUUUUUCUUGUAAAAAAAUUGAACAACUUAGACAGCAAGGAUAAAACUCAAAUCACCAUGCUUACCAUAUGGUUGGUUGAACUCUAUCUUAAUGAACUGGGAGAACUGAAAAAUGGUGGGGCUGAAAAACAAUCGGAAUUCCUGUCUGUUCAGGAAGAUUUUAGAAAACUUUUAGCAACAAGUAAAGUGAAGAUGUCUUUCGAAGAGAGUAAACAAACGGCGUAUGAAUUAAUUGCCAGUCACGGAGACGUUGAGAAUCUUAUCUUUCUUGCAAUGUUAAUGAAAGAUUUUGAGCGAGUAAUUCAUCAUCACAUUCAACAUGACGAUUUUGGAGCAGCUUUAGAUGUUCUGAAAAAACAGAAUGAACCAGAGCUGUACUAUAAAUUCUCUCCAGUUUUGAUGCAACAUAUUCCGGAAGAUACCGUCAAUGCUUGGAUUGACCAAAACAAAAGACUUGAUCCAAGAAAGCUCAUUCCUGCUUUGAUAUAUUACGAGCAAAAGGAGGACAAGGCUCUGAUCGAACAAGCGGUUCGUUAUUUAGACUUUUGUGUUGAUAUCCUUGGUGUACAGGAUCAAGCCAUUCACAAUUACUUACUUUCCUUGUACGUCAAGCAGAAGGAACACGUAUCUCUAAUGAGAUAUCUACAUUUACAAGGGCAGGAUAAAGAUGAAGUCAGAUACGAUUUGGAGUAUGCAUUAAGAUUAUGUUCAGAAAAUGAACUUAAGCAGGCAUGCGUUCAUAUUUACAGCACGAUGGGCCUUUACGAAGAAGCUGUUGACUUGGCGUUGAUGUUUGACGCCGAUAUGGCAAAAUUCCAGGCAAGUAAGCCAGAAGAGGACGAAGCUCUACAGAAGAAGCUUUGGUUGCGAAUUGCGAGACAUGUUGUUGAAAAAAAGGAGGAUGUCAAAACAGCAAUGCAAGUUUUAAAUGAUUUCAAGCAGAUCAAAAUUGAAGACAUACUUCCGUUCUUUCCAGAUUUUGUGACGAUUGACCAUUUUAAGGAUGCGAUUUGUUCGUCCUUAGAGGAAUACAAUAAACACAUCCAUGAACUAAAAACAGAAAUGCAAGAAGCGACUGAAAGUGCCGAAAAUAUUCGUCAAGAUAUUCAGGAAAUGAAAAACAGAUACGGUGUUGUGGAGGUAGAUAAGAAAUGUUUGCUGUGUUUACAACCAUUGCUGACCAGAUCAUUCCACAUUUUCCCUUGUCAUCAUGCAUUUCAUACUGACUGUCUUGUCGACGAAGUUUUGCUUCAUCUUAAAGGACGACAGAGGAACAGACUAGAAUUUUUGAAAAGAAAACUCUUUCGAACAGACUACGAAGGCUCACGAAAUGCUGGUCGUAACCGAGAAAAUGAUCCAAUAAUAUUACCUGAAGAUUCGGUGGAAAAACUAAUGGCAGAUCUUGACGAACUUAUAGCAAACGAAUGUAUCUUGUGUGGUGAACACAUGAUACGAUCAAUCGAUCAACCAUUUAUUACUCAGGAUGAGUAUGACGAAGUUGUAAAAAGCUGGGCUUGAUCCUUGGAUUUUAAUCUCGCCUACAUUUUCUUACGAUGUUGGUUCAUAACGAGUUGAUUCAGGUUGAAUAUCGCUGGUUGUUGAUAAUGUCAAAUAAAUUAGGUGAAAUAAUGUAAUAUAUAAUUCAUUUGAGGAAAUUACUGAAUCAUAAAUUACUGUGCAUUUA